AUCGCGCUCUCGCCGCUGGAGCAGAUCAUCAACGUGACUGACGCGAUGCAAUCCCAGCACACGAUGGAUCAGAAUUCAGUAGAAAUCGCUGCUCUGAUGCAGUUUCCGCAACGAAUGGCCUUGGGGUUCAGGGACACACUGUUACAAUCGCAGCAGAUGGCCAUGCAGCAAGCAUCUCCGAUGCUAGGCGUCAACCCUGACACGCUGAGCUACACAAGCAUAGGCAACCUCAGUCCAGCGUUCGCUCCAUCUCCUCUGCACGCCGCGCAGACUCCGUCGCAGACCUCACAUGCAUCGUAUCUUGAAGUUCCUGCCUCCCAACCGGGAUUCACGUACGGUACGCAAAGUUGGGGCGUUGUCCCGAGUCCCGGCUUUCCACCACAACAAUACGUGACACAAGACGAGGAGCUUUACGGCUAUAGCCUGGGCGGGUUUCGAGGAGGGACUCCACACACCACCGAGCCAGAGGCAGGCCCCUCAAGCUUCAGACGACAAUAUUGAGCUGAAGAGUCGAGUCCAUGGAAUUCCGAAAGGAGGCACGCCAGAGACGAUUCGACUCUCUCAAAGACAACCUGACCUUUUACUACGAGUUCUUUUGUCGAUACUUGCUUCCUAUAAGAUGUAAUAUCUACGGCCUUGAUGAAGCGCAAGCGAAUGACUCGAUACGACUCUCCUUGAUAUCUGGGCGGAUACAAUGUUACAACGACAUCACCGACUUUGGCGACAGCACUUGGUUAUGUGCUAUUGCGUGGGAGGACGGGCGUGAAAUUUGGCAUACCUGGGACUAGUUUGUCUGUCCUGACAGCGUUUGAAGUUUUUAGAAGAUUGGCAUGCAUAUUUGAAGCGAAUACGCUAUAGAUUGCUCGUGAGAGACUGUAUCAUACACAGCGAAAGAGAUGGCAGCACUUGACGACUGACAGAAAGUUCCAAUAGUGGAUCCCAAAUAUAACUAUAAACUUCGACCUUCG
Messenger RNA from Pseudocercospora fijiensis CIRAD86, 968 nucleotides. RefSeq lists its product as uncharacterized. Bases 46 to 501 code for a protein of 151 amino acids. The transcript has 2 exons. The record is from RefSeq and is a predicted model, not a curated record. NCBI's taxonomy places the organism in Eukaryota, Fungi, Ascomycota, Dothideomycetes, Mycosphaerellales, Mycosphaerellaceae.